GUUAGAAUGACUGUGAGUCUAUUUAGGUGUUUACAGUUUUACUGAGUUACAGUUAACAGCACUAAUGGACUGUGGGAAUCAGUUGGAUCAGUGUUUCUCCACUUUCUGGAUCUCAGAACCUGAGUUACACACUCCUGCACAGAUCCGGAGUUAAUGUUAGCGUGUCUGGUGUUAAGAGUGCUCUGAGUACUAACCCAGUUACUUCAUGCUCUACACUCCUGAGUGACGGCGUGGAUUCCUGCUGAGGGAGCACGUGUUCCUCAUGAGUGACCACUGACCCGCUGUGUACUGGGAGUGUGGAACACCUGGAUCAUUCUUCUUCAUAUUGUUGGAAACGCUAAAGGGAGUUCGGGUUGUGUGUUUGUGGACACUGCGAUAAACAGCGGGAACACCCUUUAGACAAACUCUCUGACUCUUUUUUCUGUGUGUUUUGGCUCUUCCGGACUUCUCGACUGGAGCUGUUGUGGUGUUGUGUUUACACUGGGUCGGAUAGAGGGGCUGUGACCGGUGGUCUCUCCGGAAAACUCCGCAUUGCUGCUAAUAAAAGUUUUCUAGCUCCUUAUUUAACAGCUCGGGAAGCUAAACACAUCAGAGGACACCCAUUUAAAGUCCUCUGGCUCUGUGCUGUUGUUGUCGGAGGCGGUUCUGCAGCCUGUAGUUAGACUCGAAGCAAACCGGACUUCUUCAAGUUCAAGUUUUUCCAACAAAAACAGCAAAACAUGUCGCCGUGAGCGGAGGAGGAAAAGUGAGCAGAGCUGAGAAGAGAGAGAAGAGCCGAGAACAUGAGGAGCCGCAGUAAUUCUGGAGUGAAACUCGACAACUAUGCGCGGAUAGUCCAACAAACUAUCCUCCGCUAUCAGGACCCUGUGACAGGUCUUCUCCCUGCAAGCAAAGAGCAGCCAGAUGCUUGGGUUCGGGAUAACGUUUACAGCAUCAUCUCAGUCUGGGCUCUGAGCCUGGCCUACAGGAAGAAUGCAGACCGUGACGAGGAUAAGGCUAAAGCCUAUGAACUGGAGCAGAGUGUUGUGAAGCUUAUGAGAGGCCUACUUCAGUGCAUCAUGCGGCAGCUGGACAAAGUGGAGAAGUUCAAGUACAGCAAGAGUACCAUGGAUUGCCUUCAUGCCAAGUACAACACCCAUACCUGUGCCACUGUGGUGGGGGACACUGAGUGGGGCCACCUGCAGAUGGAUGCCACCUCCCUCUUUCUGCUCUUUCUGGCACAGAUGACAGCCUCAGGGCUGCACAUUGUUUACACUCAGGAUGAAGUGGAUGUGGUGCAGAAUCUGGUGUUCUACAUUGAAGCAGCAUACAAAGUGGCAGAUUUUGGAAUGUGGGAGAGAGGAGACAAAACCAAUCAAGGAAUUCCAGAGCUCAACGCGAGCUCUAUAGGCAUGGCCAAGGCUUCACUGGAGGCCCUGGAUGAGCUUAAUCUGUUUGGGGCUAAAGGAGGACCCAGCUCUGUGAUCCAUGCUUUACCCGAUGACAUCCAGCACUGCCAGUCUAUUCUAAACUCGCUGUUGCCCAGAGCCUCCACAUCAAAAGAGGUGGAUGCUGGUGUUCUUUCUAUAAUCUCCUACCCAGCCUUUGCAGUCGAGGACAUGGAACUAGUAAAUAUCACCAAGGAGGAAAUAAUUUCCAAGUUACAAGGGCGAUAUGGCUGCUGUCGGUUUCUCAGAGAUGGUCAUAAAACACCUAAAGAGGACCCCAAUAGACUGUAUUAUGAGUCUGCUGAGCUGAAGUUGUUUGAGAACAUUGAAUGUGAGUGGCCUCUCUUUUGGACAUACCUUAUCUUGGAUGGCAUCUUCAUAAACAGCCCAGAACAGGUGCAGGAGUACAGAGAGGCACUGGAUGGUAUAAUGAUUAAACAGAAAGAUGGAAUACGUCUCCUGCCUGAGCUCUACAGCGUCCCUCCUGAUCGAGUGGAUGAAGAGUAUGUGAAUCCUCACUCUGUGGAGAGAAUCCCAAUGGGCAAGUGUCCUCUUAAGUGGGGGCAAUCCCUCUACAUCCUGGGAAGUCUGUUAGCAGAGGGUUUCUUGGCUCCAGGAGAGAUAGAUCCACUCAAUCGCCGGUUCUCCACCAUUCCCAAGCCUGAUGUGGUUGUCCAGGUGUCCAUCCUGGCAGAGAAUGAUGAGAUUAAGGCAUUGCUGUUGAAGAAUGGGAUUGAGGUGGAGACAGUGGCAGACAUCCACCCUAUCAGAGUACAGCCUUCUCGAGUUCUCAGCCACAUUUAUGCCAGGCUAGGACGUAAUGAGAGGCUGGGGCUGACUGGCAGGCCUUAUCGCAGGAUCGGCGUAUUGGGAACCUCUAAGCUCUACAUCAUCCGCAACACUAUCUUUACAUUUACACCUCAGUUCAUUGAUCACCAGCAGUUUUAUAUGGCCUUGGAUAACAGGAUGAUUGUGGAGAUGCUGCGGACUGACCUGUCUUAUCUGUCCUCUCGCUGGAGGAUGACUGGCAGGCCCACUGUCACAUUUCCAGUCUCCCAGACCAUGCUGACUGAGGACCACAAAGACCUGGACCCUGCUGUGCUGGCCACUCUAAAGAAACUUCAGGAUGGCUACUAUGGAGGCGCGAGGAUACAAACAGGAAAGUUGUCGGAGUUUCUUACCACUUCCUGUUUUGCUCACCUGAGUUUCCUGGAUACCGGUAAGCUAUGUUCCAGCAGCAUGGGCUGGGGCGAGGAGGAGGAUGAUGAUGACAGCUUCUAUAGUGAAGGGCCUGUGCAUGAGCUCCACAUUAGUGAUGACACAGAUGACCUUGCUCAGUAUCUGGAUCAGCUCUUGGCCACCUCAGUGCCACGGCAUACUAUGAAAACAGAGGGUGAAGCUACUGGACUCGGACGCUUUAAAGCUGCAGCCAGUAAGACCAGGGAAAUGGUGUCUCUAGUAAACAAGGCCAAGGACCUUAAUAUUCAUAACGUACACAUGUAUCUGCCCACUAAGCUCUUCCGAUCCCCACAGCCUUCUCUAAACCUAAAAGACUCUGGUCCUGAAACCAGCCAGGGUCCAGAGUUGGUUGUGUCGUCAGAAUGUAAUCUGCCACGUGGUCCUGAUGGAUCUACAGACUACAUGGCUCUGGCUCAGCUUCUCAAAGACACAGAGAGUCUCCAGGACCAGGCAGAUAUCCUCUACAUCCUCUUCAAAGACAAGGGAAUGGAGUGGGACACUCAGCUGUAUGGUAAAGGCACCACUGUGCGCAGGCUGCUGCUGGAACUGUAUGAGAAGGCCGGAGACCUGCGCUGCUGGUGCCUCAUCCGCAUGAUCUCUGGUAUGCUCCGCAAGAAAGUGGAGGAGCUCGACUGGGCCUGCUCUGAUUUACUAGCUCAUCAAAAACACUUAACAGUGGGCUUACCACCAGAGCCCAGAGAGAAGACCAUUACUGCGCCAAUGCCACCUGACCAGCUGGUUAAACUGAUUGAUCAAGCCAGUGAGAACAACAUCACUAUCUCUAUCCUGACCCAGGAGAUCAUGGUGUACCUGGCGAUGAACAUCAGGACACAGCCAGGUCUAUUCAGUGAGAUGUUUCGGCUGCGGAUUGGUCUCAUUAUUCAGGUCAUGGCUACUGAACUGGCACAGUCACUCAAUUGUUCAGGUGAGGAGGCGACAGAGAGUCUGAUGAGUCUAAGCCCUUCGGAGUUGAAGAAUCUGCUACAUCACAUUCUCAGUGGCAAGGAGUUUGGUGUGCAGAGAAGCGUUCGUUCAGUGGAGACGGGUGCAAGUCCUGCCAUCUCCAUUCAUGAGGUUGGCCAUGUGGGUGCCACCAAAAGUGAGCGAGCGGGAAUCAGCAAACUGAAGAGUGACAUGAAGCUGCUGGAGGAGAGCAGGUUAUCUUGGUCAACUCAGAGUAAGUCCACAUCACCCUCCCUCGACAUCGAGCACUUUGAGCCCCCUAGGCAGUGUCUUCAGUCGGUGGAGUCGUUUGAUGGGUCUGUGAAUGUUCCUGUGCCACAAGACAGCCGGCAGGGUCAGUGGCUGCGCAGAAGGAGGCUGGAUGGAGCCCUUAACAGAGUUCCAGUGGGUUUCUAUCAGAAAGUCUGGAACAUCCUGCAGAAGUGUCAUGGGCUCUCAAUUGAAGGCUUUGUGCUCCCAUCAUCCACUACAAGAGAGAUGACUCCGGGCGAGAUUAAGUUUGCAGUGCAUGUGGAGACAGUGUUGAACCGCGUACCUCAGCCUGAGUACAGGCAGUUGCUGGUAGAGGCAAUCCUGGUGCUAACCAUGCUUGCCGAUGUGGACAUCCACAGCAUCGGCAGCAUCAUUCACGUGGAGAAGAUCGUCCAUAUUGCUAAUGACAUGUUUUACCAGGACCAGAAAGCUCUAAACGCUCCGGAAAACAUUCUGGACAGAGAUCAGUCCACGGGCAUCUGCCGGCUGCUGUACGAUACCGCACCCAGCGGCCGCUUCGGCUCCAUGACAUACCUCACCAAGGCUGUGGCUACCUACGUUCAGGACUUUCUACCCAGUGGCGCGUGUGCCUUGCAGUGAUGCACUAUGUGUUUGUAGGCUGUACAGAAAUUAAAAUGCUGGUACUGCAUGAUACACCGAUUGUAUUGUAUUUGUUAGUUACACUGUUGUAACUGUUUUUUGGGCCUGUUUGGUCUUUAGUAUGACUGUAUGGUAUGGUUCAUUGUAUGGAGUGUUCAUUGUAUGCUAUAUAUCUAUUCAGAUGUUAAGCUACCUGACUUCAUUUCGUUUUGUGGUUUGUUCAAUCAUUUAUAUAUGUGGUGGAGAAGGAAAUCGUAUCAUGUACUGUUUAAGAAUGUAGAAGUAGAAGUAGAAGUCAGUUUGGAUGUACUGCUUGAAUGUACAGCUUUUCUCGAAGCCACAUUAUGAAGAUGAGAGAGAUACUUUUGUGCCUUUCCGUUUUGGUCAUACAUCAAAUCACCUGAAGCAGAUUAGCUAACAGUUUCUAUAUUAUUAAAAAUUACUGUAAAAGGGUCAUAUCAAAUAAUCUGGUUAAUUAAUUCAUAACUCAUAACUUUUACUAGUUAAGAAAUUAUAUUAACUCCUUAACAUUAUAAACUAAAUUAAAUAAUUUAUUUUAAUAAAAAAAAAAAAUUGCACGUUUUUAAGUUUUAUUUGUAUGUUUGGUAUUGCAUUGAUUUUGUCUGAAAUAAAUGAAAGAGUUUAUUUGUUU
Astyanax mexicanus (Mexican tetra) is the source of this 5133-nucleotide messenger RNA. It is a transcript of the gene phka1a, whose product is annotated as phosphorylase kinase, alpha 1a (muscle). Lineage: Eukaryota; Metazoa; Chordata; Actinopteri; Characiformes; Acestrorhamphidae. Gene Ontology annotation, biological process: glycogen metabolic process. Gene Ontology annotation, molecular function: calmodulin binding. The transcript has 33 exons. The record is from RefSeq and is a predicted model, not a curated record. Gene Ontology annotation, cellular component: phosphorylase kinase complex. Bases 783 to 4481 code for a protein of 1232 amino acids.